CAUUGAGGACCCCACUUAUAUCCAUCAAUUGCUUAAGCCUCUUUGAUGCCAAGGCCCGUGUCCAGAUGAGCCUCAGUACCUACCUACCUACAACAAAUAAACGAACCACAAUAAGAUUGUUGAUUUUACAUACAACUAAUAAUCCUAGCACCAGUUAAGCCACUGCCAGUGUUAAUUAUCAAGUCAACUCCAAGAAAAGGAAGAGGAAACGGAAGACGAAGACAAUGGCUACUCGUCGUAUUAUUUCCACAGAGAAGACUCUCCUCGACAAAGAUGACGACGGUACCUCCGGACAGGAGCAGUCGAGCAGUACCGCGCCAGCCGUCCCGAUCGGUGUAAUUAUUAAGUUGCUAGCCUUCACCUUUGCCAUGGUAGUCGUACCAAUCGGGUCUUAUUUCUUAACGGUGAACACCAUCUUCAGAGGAAAUUCCACGUACGCGGGAGCCCUUGCAGCUAUCAUGGCAAACGUUGUCCUUCUAGGCUACGUGAUUGUUGCCAUGAAUGAAGACCAGUCAGAACAGCUGGCAGCCAAGAAGAAAGAGGGAAAGAAGGACUAAUCAAAGACAUAUAUAUGGGAAGUUGUUCUCACUGUAGGUUGUUAUAUUUGGAGGCCUAGGUUUAUUAACUAGCUGCGUAAACAUGCCAGGAAAGUAACGGCGGUCUGUGUAUUUCCCAAAACCAUAUCUCAGCCCGGGGAAAUCGAGGGAAUCAUGCCUGAGGUACAUAUAUAUAUAUAUCUUAGGUUACAAGUAUUUGGCAUAUAACAUGCUAGUAUCACUACGGGCGAUACUACUUCAGAAAUGAAAGCACUUUUGUUCGGAAUUCCUCCUUAGUAUUACAUGUUCAUUACGUGA
This is a messenger RNA of Daldinia decipiens, 854 nucleotides long. RefSeq lists its product as uncharacterized. The record is from RefSeq and is a predicted model, not a curated record. NCBI's taxonomy places the organism in Eukaryota, Fungi, Ascomycota, Sordariomycetes, Xylariales, Hypoxylaceae. The transcript is spliced from 3 exons. Gene Ontology annotation, biological process: vacuolar proton-transporting V-type ATPase complex assembly. The coding region runs from base 225 to 557 and encodes 110 amino acids. Gene Ontology annotation, cellular component: endoplasmic reticulum membrane.